GUCAGUCGCCGCAGCGCGUAAUUUUAAACUUGCAAAUAUUUUUUAGUGUUUUUUUCUUAUUAAUUGUAGUGAAUUAUUAAAUUUAAUAAAAAAUUGUGUGUAAUUAAAUGAAUAUGAGUGGAAAUAACGAUAGUUUUAGCACGCCCAAACAAACAAAAAGACUGGGUCUUAGACGCACUAGUAGCAUAUUAAGAGACAAAAAAGCAACGGGAUCUAUACCAAAACCAAAAAUUUUAGAAGUAGCAACGCCAGUCUCCACAUCUAGUCAGUCUACGCCAGUCUCCACAUCUAGAAGGAGUAGAUUGCCACAAAGUGAUGUGAAAAUAAACUAUAAAAAUUUAGAACAUAAAUGUAAAAGCAACAAUACCCCCACGGCUGCUGUUAAAACACCAGGAACUCCUAAGAAUACCAGCUCCAGCACUGUGGUGCAACGUUUGGCUGUAAGUACAAAUUGUCGUCCCUAUAGAUUAGCAUUGAGUAAAAAGGUCCGAGAAAAAAUGACCAAAAAAAGAUUAGAAUUCUAUUUGGCUAAUGAAAUGGAUAAAAAUGAGGCUACGGGAAAUGAAAAGAAGGAGGAAGAACCAAAUGUUGAACAAAUGUCCAAAGAAGAUUUAUUGCAACAAAUUGAAAUAGCCCGCAAGGAGCUUAAAGCCCGCCAAGAUCAUAAAAAGAAAGUACAAGAUCUCCAACAAGCCAUUAAUGUAUGGAAAACGGGAUUUUCCUCUGCUCUGCUAGAUUUGCAGCAUAAAAUUGAACCCCGUUUAGAAACAGCAACCCUCUUAGAACGUUUGCAUAUACCACAAGAAAUGCUUAAAUAUAUUAAUGAUGAAUAAUACAAAACUCGCAGUAUGUUUAAUUG
Messenger RNA from Lucilia sericata (common green bottle fly), 859 nucleotides. RefSeq lists its product as uncharacterized. The record is from RefSeq and is a predicted model, not a curated record. Lineage: Eukaryota; Metazoa; Arthropoda; Insecta; Diptera; Calliphoridae. The transcript has a single exon. Bases 108 to 833 code for a protein of 241 amino acids.